Molecule: messenger RNA, 2635 nt
Organism: Oncorhynchus tshawytscha (Chinook salmon)
Lineage: Eukaryota; Metazoa; Chordata; Actinopteri; Salmoniformes; Salmonidae
Product: failed axon connections homolog, metaxin like GST domain containing a
Exons: 6
Coding region: 247-1461 (404 amino acids)
Cellular component (GO): cytoplasm
Source: RefSeq, a predicted model, not a curated record
AAACAGAGUUUCAAAGGUACAGCUAUCGUGACGUCACUUAUCCGCGGCAGAGUGAGAGAGCGGCGACGAUCGGCUGCGGAGGAUACCGACCCCGCAGCGGGGACGGGACAACCGCCAGGCGAGAUGGCCCCUAUCCCCUUCGUCCUUGCAUCCCGCAUCGCAACGACCCCUUUGCACGCAUGAAGCCCCCGUUGAUGAAGCCAAAACCGGCCAAAGCAAGGCAGAAAAAGGCCACUGAGAGAGAGAAUGUACUGGCGCGUCGGGUUCGCCUGGACGCGAUCGUUUGUGGUUGAUCUUGGACGGAACCAGAGCUUCUCCUUCGGCUUGUGCGGCUCCAAUGAGCAGCUCUCGUUGUAUGGGUACAUCAUCGCUUACCCUCUGCAGGACUACGGCGGGAUCAUGCCGCUCCUUGGGUCGGACUCGUGGUGGCGGAAAACGCUCUAUCUGACCGGGGGCGCUCUGCUUGCCGCCGCUGCCUAUCUACUGCACGAGCUGCUCGCCAUCAGGAAAGAACAGGAGCUGAACUCUAAAGAUACCAUCAUCCUCCACCAGUUCUCCAGGCCAAAGAGUGGUGUCCCAUCUCUCUCCCCCUUCUGCCUCAAGAUAGAGACCUACCUGCGCAUGGUGGACCUGCCCUACCAGAACUACUUUGAUGGGAAGCUGUCUCCCCAGGGGAAAAUGCCAUGGAUAGAGUACAACCAGGAGCAGGUGUCUGGUGCAGAGUUUAUCAUCGACUUCCUGGAGGAGAAGCUGGGCGUGAGCCUCAACAAGAACCUCAGUCCUCCGGAGAAGGCUGUGUCCCAGGCUGUAACCAAGAUGGUGGAGGAACACUUCUACUGGACCAUAGCGUACUGUCAGUGGGUGGACAACCUGGAGGAGACCCAGAAGAUGCUGGCAGUGAGUGGGCCACUGAGUGACCUACUCAAGUGGAUUCUGAGUCGCCUGACUGGCAGCAUCGUGAAGAGGGAGAUGUACGGCCAUGGGAUUGGACGAUUUACCAGGGAGGAGGUCUACGCUCUAAUGGAGAAGGACAUGCGGACGCUGGCCACCCUACUCGGUGAUAAGAAGUACCUGAUGGGUCCUAAGCUGUCUAUGGUGGAUGCCACUGUGUUCAGCCAUCUAGCCCCUGCCAUGUGGACCCUGCCGGGCACAAGGCCAGAGCAACUCAUCAAAGGCGAGCUGAUUAACCUGGCCAUUUACUGUGAGAGGAUCCGCCGGCGCUUCUGGCCCGAAUGGUUCGUUGAUCUGGAGGAUUUCUGUUACGAUGACGCCACAGAGGACGACGACUCCCCGUCCAAACUCCAGGACCUGGGGCUCUACUCCCGUACAGACACCUUCCAGGACGAGGCCAGCCCUCCUCACACACACACAAUCUCACCAGACAGUGACCUCACGGGCCACUCGCUCUGCGACUCGGACAUGGACACAGAGUGCUCUGAGAUGGAGCAGCUCAAGUGUUGACUGCCCUAUGACACACACAAGACACACACACAACGCCUGGAUGGGUCUCGUGCCCCCCCCUCCCCCCAAACACAACGCCCUGUACCUGUUGAGCAGGGAAUAACUACUGGGGUGCAUUUCUGUUGCCAGAGGCUGUUGUUUGUGUUAAUGAGUGAUGGAUUCAGAGAUUCUACACACACGAUGGACUGCAGGAAAUGAAAGCCUGAAUAUAGAUAAAGGAAUAGAGAUAGAGAAGUAGAGAAAAAAACGGAGUAAAAUAGGAAUAGAGAGAAAAACAGCCAAAGAGUGAUAGAAAGAGGUAAAGAUAAACCGAUGGAGAAAAGAGUUGAGAAAAAGAAAGAUCAGGAGUUAAUGACGCCAUCGCUGUGAAACUCCUCUACCUGGGUGACAUCAACGCCUGUUGCCCAGUUUUGCAUUGUCGAGUUGUUGUUACCACGGCAACAACGUGGUGUGUGUUACCUGUGUCCCCCAAUUUGAGAUGCAUUGUGUGUUUGACGUACUGACCCCGUGACUUGCGUCCUUGCAAAAUAUGAAUCAUUCUAUUGAUAUUAUAUUGAUAUGUCAGACACUGUUCAGACAAGAUGCAGAUGAGUGCAGUUCCAUAUAAAUAUGUAAUCAGAUCCCAAAUCUGAUUUAAUAUGAGUAUAUAUAGUAUAGAUAGCCUGCUAAUUACAUAUAUGAUCCCAAUGUCAUAUAAUGCAAAUAUGUGGUUCUCCCAUACAACAUCUCAGUGCUUGUUAAAUAUGACCAAACUACCUGGUGACCCCCAACUGACACUUUUCAUCUGCAGUCAGGCCAUUGAAUAUUUCCUCAAUCCUUUUUAGAAUAGUCUGAUGUUAUGGAGGAGUUGCAGAUACUGUAGAUUGGGGACAUCUCAAAAGUCUAAAGUGGCUUCCUUUCCUCAUCUCCUCUCUAUAAUCUGCACAGAUCUGAAAACAUUGGAUAGGUGAAAGCAAUAUGGUGGAUGCCUACUUGUCCAAUUCUUCUUCCACUUGUCCAAUUCUUUCAUAGUAGAUGAAGAAAAGAAGAGGAGGAGAGGAAACUACUGGAGAUCCUUAGUUGUGUGUACUUUUAGCCAUUGAGGGCGGAUGUAACAAUCAUGUAGAAAUAGACUAGAUAGACAUGGAGUUGCAUGGCUGAUAGGUGCCAAUGAAAAUCACACUUUAUCCUGCUG